AUGAUUAUCACUGGUUUGUCGUUGGAGACCCUUGCAACAUUAGUGAGUUUGGUGUGUGCACUGCGCGCCUUCCAGCUCUUCUUAGAUUUCCGUCGACUGUUGGAAAGCAUUCAUCACCUUCCAGGAUACAGAACAAUCAUCGAUCACUUAAGCGUGCUCGAAUGCCUGUUUCCCCCGAUCCCCUUGUUGAACUUAGGUCAUGACCAUUCUUGGCUGUUGAAGCAUGCCCCCUUUGCAGAGAGGGGCCUUGAUAUAAUUUCUACUGUAAGUCAAUGGUUCUAUGUGGCAUGCUGGCCGAAAGCAGCGGGAUCGCUGUUCAUAGCAGACGCCAAUGUAAUCAAGGACGUUGUUUGGUCUCGUGGAGGACGCUUCCCGAAACCUCUUGGACGAUAUGCCAUAUUAGCAUUCUUCGGGGAAAACAUUAUUGUUUCCGAAGGCGACCAAUGGAAGCGUUACCGCAAGAUCGCCGCACCUGCGUUUUCAGAAAGUAACAAUACACUGGUCUGGGAUGCAACGAUACAGAUCAUGCUCGACCUUUUUGAUACAAUGUGGGCUGGACAAGAAGAAGUGGUUUUUAAUCACUCCGUAGAUUUGACUUUUCAAAUUGCUCUGUUCGUUAUCGGGGCUGCAGGCUUUGGUCGUCCUAUAACCUGGAAGGAGGACGCUGUGGUCCCACUCGGACACCAACUUACUUUCAAAGAUGCUAUCCACACAGUGACACAAGACCUCACCCUUGCAUUAUUAGUACCGAGAUGGGCCAUGGGACUUACUAAACGUUUCAGACGUGCAAGGCUCGCCUUCGAUGAAUUGCAUCGAUACCUAACAGAGAUGAUCCAUGAACGACAGGUAUCCCAGCAGGAAGAUCGUCACAACCUGUUAUCCAGUUUGUUAUCAGCAAAUGACGAUGAUAAUUUGUCGAAGGACGAAGUAAAGCUGAGUGACAGCGAAUUAAUUGGCAAUAUCUUCAUAUUUUUGGUCGCAGGACACGAGACGACAGCCCAUACACUUUCUUUUGCGUUCGCACUAUUGGCGUUACAUCCCGAUAAGCAAGAAGAAAUGUACCAACAUAUCAAGCGCGUACUGCCUGAUGGAAGAAUUCCUACUUAUAAUGAUAUGCCGUCAUUGGCCUACUCUUCUGCCGUAUUCAACGAGGCACUGCGGAUGUUCCCCCCUGUUUCCGUUGUAACCAAGGUAAGUACCGAAGACACGACCUUCACCCUCGCAGAUGCGAACGGCACGAUGAAAACGGUCGUUGUGCCUAAAGGAUUGGAACUUGCACUGGACGUACCUGGGCUUCACUACAACCCUAAGUACUGGGAAGAUCCAUUCUCGUUUAAGCCCGAACGAUUCCUGGGUGAAUGGAACCGAGAUGCAUUCCUUUCCUUCAGUGGUGGUCACAGAGGGUGUUUAGGAAGAAAGUUCGCGGAAACCGAAGGAGCAGCUGUUCUCACCAUGUUAAUUUCGCGAUAUACGAUUUCAAUCAAGGACGAGCCGCAAUUUGUUGGCGAAACAUAUGAACAGCGCAAGGCGCGAGUACUUGACGCGCGAAGUAUACUCACUCUGGCACCAACCCGCCUUCCCCUGGUGUUCCGACGGAGGAUUUAA
This is a messenger RNA of Suillus bovinus, 1605 nucleotides long. Its product is annotated as cytochrome P450. Gene Ontology annotation, molecular function: oxidoreductase activity, acting on paired donors, with incorporation or reduction of molecular oxygen; monooxygenase activity; iron ion binding. Bases 1 to 1605 code for a protein of 534 amino acids. Lineage: Eukaryota; Fungi; Basidiomycota; Agaricomycetes; Boletales; Suillaceae. The transcript has 18 exons. The record is from RefSeq and is a predicted model, not a curated record.